Acanthoscelides obtectus is the source of this 5514-nucleotide messenger RNA. Lineage: Eukaryota; Metazoa; Arthropoda; Insecta; Coleoptera; Chrysomelidae. The record is from the annotation of a GenBank genome assembly.
AACCGGCUUGUUGAUAGUGUGAGACCGCGUUGACGUACGUUACGGUUGAAUCUACGUUGUUGUUGCGACGGACUUGGAACACUGUUAGUGACGCGUUGUGAUGAUGACGUAUGUGGUGAUAUAUCGGUGGUGAAACUAGGGCAAACGGAUUUAUGUGCAAGUGUGACUUUUUGGACUACAGCGAGAAUUCCACCGGCCGUCGUUCCUUGCCUCCGGUCCACCCUGCCACCACCAUCGACCAGCACAACGGAGGAACCGUCGCCGUUGACGCGACGCGUUCGAUGAUGCUGUCCGCGGCGGCGGCUGCCGGGCUGUACGCCUCGGUCGCCGCCACCGGGGGCGGUCACACCACCCACCACCAUCCACCUCCCUCCUCGGCUCCCCACCACCCCCACCAAACGCAGAUGCCGACUGUUGUCACUGCGGGGGCGGGCACCCCUCCGUACAGCCCCCCGCCAUCCAGCGCCGUCGUCGGAGGCGGUCACGCGGGGCAGCAUCACAGGCACAGCCCGCAGCUGCCUAGUUUCGGGUUCACGCAGGAACAGGUCGCGUGCGUGUGCGAGGUUCUACAACAAGCUGGUAACGUAGAGCGGUUAGGCAGAUUCCUGUGGUCACUACCAGCAUGUGAUAAACUACACAACAACGAAAGUGUUUUGAAAGCCAAAGCAAUAGUAGCGUUCCAUAAAGGAAAUUUUAAGGAACUGUACAAAAUAUUAGAAGGCCACAAUUUCAGCAAUCACAAUCAUUCGAAAAUGCAACAACUUUGGACGAUGGCACAUUAUAUCGAGGCUGAAAGACUCAGAGGUAGGCCGUUAGGCGCAGUCGGCAAAUACCGAGUCCGCAAGAAAUUCCCCCUCCCCAGGACAAUCUGGGACGGCGAGGAGACCAGCUACUGUUUCAAGGAUAAGUCCAGGACGAUCUUGCGCGAAUGGUACAGUCACAACCCGUAUCCCAGUCCGAGGGAGAAGAAGGAGCUGUCCGAAGCGACUGGCUUGACCACCACGCAAGUGUCAAAUUGGUUCAAAAACCGGAGGCAGCGAGAUAGGGCUGCUGAACACAAAGACAACGCUCAACCGAACUCGGACAAGCCCGGUUCCCACCACCUAGACAGCUGUUCGGGCUCAGACAGCGAAGCGGAGCCGCAUCACAAGCUCCAGUCGUUUGCUCCGCCCCCUUCCAGCGCAACAGCGGCUGCGAUGCAUCACGUGACCGGCCAGCUCCACCCUUAUCAGCCAAUGGGUGGUGCUGCAGGGGCGGGACCUCCCCACCAGUCGCCGUACGGAUGCCAAGUGUAUCAACCAGCGGCGGCCGAUAUAUUGCAUGACUACCAGACUUUGUGACAGUGGUUUGGGGGGCAGCAGACGCCCGAACAGGGUAGUGGACUGUGAAUGGGACAGAUUUGAGGUUAUUGAUGAAAAGGGCGAGCAACAUAUCUCGGUCUAUGAAGAAUCCUACUUGGAAAAAGUUUAAAAUUCGUUUGAUUUGAAAUAAGGUCAUAUCAAAAGUAGGUAUAACAAGAGUUGCGUGAUAAAAUUUUCCUACAGCGUCAUUUAUGAACAGUUUGAAACUAAGCACGCUAUUUUCAAUGAAACCUCGACACAUGUUAAUGAUAAAAUACAUUUGUAAUCACGUCUACGUGAUGCACAAAAGUACACAAAGCUUUAUACAAGACACUACCCAUUUUAUUAUUUUUUUUAAUUUGGAACUAUAAAUGCUCGUUCAUUAAUUGAUUUUAUACAAGUUGGAUUCACGUUUUAAUGAUUUCGGUCGAAAAUUAUAUAAUGAUAUAUAUAAUAAUGUAUGCAAAUAUGUUGCUCACAGCAGAGCAAGCCCUUAAAUCAAAGCCAGAGGCUGGUGAUUGGUUUCAUCCAGAUGAUAGGAGGUUCGCCUUACAAUAAAAUACCCCGCAGCGAAGCUUUAUGGGUAAUAGCUUUAGGAUGGUUUUUUCUAAAUUUAAUAUGCUGUAGUUUGCGCGAGACAGUGAGCCAAGCUGGGAAAUCCUCUAUUCCAGCGUAUUGCGGGUUGGAAUUCGAAUAGUAGAUAUUUACUUACCUUCUUAUCAUCAUUUGCACUAGCCGUUUUAUCAACCUUGCAAUUCUAUCACAUGUACCCAAUCUUGCAUGGAUGGAUUAUUGCUCCAAGAUACAAACUUUUAAAAAUUUAAAUUGGUCAUCAUUAUAUACGAGUACUUCAUCGUCCCUUUGGAAAUACGUAGAUAUCAAAAAUGUCCUGGAUUAAUAAGAGUGUGUGCUGCUAGUGAGCUGGAUAUCAUAGUUGUUUAUAAAGAUAACCAUAUAUUCUAAUUACAUAUUUGGAAAGAAUUGAAUACCGUUUUGAUGAAUUUUUUGAGAUGUUACAUAUUUUGCCUAAAAAUAUGUGUACUAGUAUCUCAACUACUUCAAUAGAUAAAGUAACAAACCAUUUUUAAACAGAUUCGCCUAAUUUCGUCACAUAAAAACACUUGCCUAACUUAGAAAUUAACAUUUUUAAGGAACAACGAAUUGUUUUUAAUAAAUUUACCUAUGUAAUUAAUGAAUCGAGCAAUUCAAAGAAUGAGUAAAUCAUAUGUAGCAGCUGCAGACUCCAAUAUCCAAAUAAUAAUAAAGCUACAGGUACUAUCAAGAAACCAAUUUUACUAUGCACGUUAUCACUCGAACACCCUGUGUAUAAUCCUACUUUGGGAAUGUAGUCGCCAGGCCCGACGAGAGGGGGUUUAGGGAACUUUUCCCGCGAAGCCCGGAGUUCUCAGAGGGGCCCCAUGCCGCAUGCGUAUCAUGUAAAAAACCUAUAAGAUGGCAUCUUGCAAACUAGGUACUUUUUAGGGCGCAAACAGUCAUUCCACGUUUGCUCGCCAGGAUCGCUGUGAACGUCCAUCUAAGGAGGAAUCACUCAACUAAACUACACGCAUUAUUGGUUGCAUAUGUUUUGUGAGGGCAAAUGGUCCUUGUCUGUAGUUUUUAUUUUUGAGAAGAAAGUUGGUUGAAUAGUAAGAUCGCAUCUGGAUGAUUAUGUGUAUUGGUCUGCAUGUGUAGAAAAUCAGUGAUAUUUGCUGUGUGAGAAAAUCAUUACUGAAUAUGCUGCCAAUGAAGUACGAGUAUAUCUAUUGGCUGUGCCCGACGGGUUAUUUUUAUGUUGUGCUUUCUGAAGACAGGUUAAGUUCAAAGUUAUAAAUUACGAAAAACUGAGGAGAAUUACGGGAAAUCAUCACUGCGCCCGCGUUGUGUGUAAUUACUGUUAGCAUGUAUAUGGUUUGUAAUUCGACAGUGUACAGUGAAUUUAAUUAUUUCUUAUCUCUCUCAUUUUUGAAAUUUAGCAAAUUUGUAUAUGUAAUUUCCAGAAUGGAUAAGAAAAAGUGGAUGCGCAACUAAUUUCUAGCUUUGAAUCUCAAUUAACUGUAUUUGAGACAAGAAUUCAAUGUAGGUAUCAUCAACACAUACAACAUACAGCUUAGACCUCCAGUAAUGCCAUCUCAGAAGCAUAUUUUACAUUACAUCAGAGCCAAAUAUUGAUAACAAGCCUCAUGACGUUUAGGCAACACGUACAACUAAGUGCUAAGUUAACAUCUUAUAUAAAAACCUACAUAAUGUCAAAAAAAGAUCGGCAUAAUGUCACUUUUCAAAAUACGUGAUAGGUAUUAGGUACCCGUGCCGGUGUCAGUGGCGGAUCCAGGGGGAGACUGCCGCAGCGGAGUUCUGCCACUGGAAAAAGAAAAAUACGCAGAAAAUUCAUCAAUAUUGUUUUGUGCUCCCCACGCUAUUCCAUUGUCACAAGGGCAGGUGCUCUUAAAAUCACUGAUGCAGCCGCUGCCUUCCCCCCCCCCUCCUACAAUUUUUAAUCGCCGACACCCCUCGCUCCACCACCCUCCCAAAAAUUUCUCUUUGGAUCUGCCCUUGCGCCAAACCUGAGCACAUUGCAGAAAAGGCCGGCAAGGCUGGCAUCCUCACAAAGACGCUACAGGAUAAUGCUGGACAGUUAUGGAAGAAGCUUGUGUCUAUGAGCAAUGCUUCAUCUUGGGGUACAAUUGUGAUUCUUAUAAACCGCCUAGUAGGGGUGAUUAAAAUUUAAAUAAAAAUAUAAAACAAUUAUUACAAUAUUCUAUGCGGAAACCCAUGAUACGCUGCUCAGUUUGGAGACACUGUAUCUUGGAAAUUACUCAUGUAAGAAGUUUGGGCCCAUCCCAUGGACGCUUGUGUUCUGGUUGUUGACAUCUACGAUACCUGGUCUAAAUUAGAAAAGUCUUCCGAAAGCCAUUUCCCAUAAGGUUUCUACGUGUUUUUUGCGGAACAUAUUGCACAACAUUCUCCUGAAACCUGUGCCUGUAAGCUAUUUUUAUGGACUUGGGAAGGUAAUACGCCGAAGUGUCAUAUCCUCGAAAUUUUAUGAGCAUCUAGUCGAUUUAUUGUAAUUUUUUUAAUUUCUUGAGAUGCUCCAAAAACAUAACAAAAUGUCUUCCUGAAACUAAUCACCAUUUAUUUGGCACACGAUUAUUAUUGUAUAGCCCAUAAAAUAAUAAUUUAGAUGUGACGGACUGACAAAGUUUGGGUCUCUGGAAUUAAAAGGCAAUCCCCGCAUGUUAGCUUCCUAUUCUUUUUUCAAUAAUAUUUUGUUAAUAUUGUCUUUUUAAAAUCAAUUAUUGACUGAAAUACCUUCAAAAAUAUGGUGUUUUGCCCAAUUUCAAUGACCCAAACUUUAUGAAAGCUUGGUUGCUCACAUGAGAAUUAUACGAAUUUGAGGGAAAUGCAUUCAAAUCAUGUCGGAUUUACUCAGUAAUAAAAAAACACAGUGUUAAUUAACGCAUCAAUUUUGCGACUUAGAUAAUCAAUCGUUUGGACUUCAUCACUGUUAACCUUCAUUUACACUGCCAAAAGGAGUGUUCAAAGAACAGAAAAGAAAAACAUGCUUAGAAAGUCAUCCACACGUAGCAAUUAACAGGGAUGUAGGUAUCUUUGUUCUAUACUUAAGCGUUGCUCAAAGUACGCACAUUUCGAAUGUAUUUCCCGGUUAUAUCCAUAUGUACCUAUGUAAAAUAGUAAUCUGUUAGAUAUCCUACAAUAUUUAUUUUAUCUUAAAGAUACCCCUGAUGGUUAUAUAAUUUUGUAAGCCAAUGUAGAUUAUUUAUACGUUGCCCCAGUACAGUUUUAAACAAAACUAUGCUUAUAUAUUUUGGUCAACGUGCCAUCUACACUUAAUUUCUACCUUGAUAAAACAAGACAUUUAUAUUUAUACUGCCUUUCCCUUCAAUGACGUUUCCAAAGCAAUUCUGUUAUCAGUUGUAUUAUAUUGUAUUAUAACGUCUGAGCUUAUAUCUGUAUAUAGUUCUGCACAAAUCCGUUGUCACGUUGUAUGAGCAAUAAUUUGUUAAUGCUUUAAUGAAUAAAAUAUUUUUACAGUGUUCUGUACAUCAAUUAUUAUUAUCGUGUAUAAAAUAAUCACAGCAUACGUACUUAAAGAUAAUCAAGCACAUAAAUGUACUUACAGGAAAUGUUUUUGUUGUAAUAAAAUAUUUGAAAAUUG